Molecule: messenger RNA, 669 nt
Organism: Schizophyllum commune H4-8
Lineage: Eukaryota; Fungi; Basidiomycota; Agaricomycetes; Agaricales; Schizophyllaceae
Exons: 2
Coding region: 46-294 (82 amino acids)
Source: RefSeq, a predicted model, not a curated record
UCUUGUUUGGCGAUUCCAAUCUUCUUGGCUAUCCUCAUCUCAAGAAUGACUUCCGGUAAAGUGAUAGACUUCCCACGCCUGCCCCACAUCCUCCCACCGUCAACCUCUUCCUCACACUCCUCCUUCACUACGACCCUGCUUCCACUUCCUUCCUUUGCCAGUUUUGCCGCCCGCCUCCUUGUCCCACCACCCCCUCGGCCUAUCUCAUUCUCCUCUUACUAUACCCUCCUCUGUUCCUCUUAUCUUCCUCACCCGACGCGUGACCAGGCUCGGGCGGGGGAAGGGCAUCGCUAGUAGGCCGCAUCGUCGACAAAGCAAUUCCGCGUCGGCAAUGGGGAGAAUUCGAGGUAUGAGAAUCACUGAGCUCCCUCCGUCAAUAAGCAAUCUCCUCCAGCGAGUCGACAACCCUGUAAUAUUUUCUCCUCAUCCCGCCUUAGAUCCGCGCUACCGAUCCCUGGCCGGGCUCUCCCUCCCUGCACAUCGAUGGGUCGUGUGGGCGCCAGUGCGGUCGAAGGAUGCGAUGGCAAUGCCUCGGAUGUCAAGAUCAAAGGGUUGACGUUGUUGAGCUUCAGAAAUCGGAUAAAUUCAUGGGAAGCGAUGGUCUCGACCAGCGGAGAGAAAGAACCAGUUCAAGGGGAGCGCAGGCCGAUGAAAGAAGGGAGCAAGAUG